AUGGCGCUCGCGGCGAUUCAACCCCUCGGCGCGGUCGCGCUCUCGUCGCGUAAGCGGACGUGCUUCGCGUCCCGGUCGACGACGCGGACGCCGAGCCGGAACGCUCGGGCGCACGGCGUCGUCGAUGUCUCGGCGUCGGGGAAGAAGAAGGUAUUGAUCGUGAACACCAACGGGGGGGGGCACGCGAACAUUGGAUUUUGGUUGGCGAAGACGCUCGCGGGUGCGGGACACGAGGUGACGAUGAACGUCGUCGGAGCGGAGGACGAUAAGAAGAUGGCCAAGACGCCGUUUUCGCUCUUCGAUGAGAUUCGUUCCAUGGGCGUGACGACGACGUGGGCCGAUCCGGCCGAUGUGGCGACCAAGCACGCCGGCGCCAAGUUCGACGUGGUCGUCGAUAACAACGGUAAGGAUAUGGACACUGUUGGUCCGGUUGCCGACUUUGCCGUCGCCGCGGGCGCGUCUCAGUUCUUGUUUGUGUCAAGCGCGGGGAUUUACAAGCCCACGCCGUGCCCACCGCACGUGGAGGGUGAUGCCGUCAAGGAGACCGCCGGGCACGCCGUCGUCGAGGCGCACCUCAAGACGCUUCCGCUGAAGAUGUCCUCGUUCCGUCCGCAAUACCUCACGGGGUACGGCUCCAACAAGGACUGCGAGGAAUGGUUCUUCGAUCGCCUCGUCCGAGGUCGCCCGGUCCUCGUCCCGGGCUCGGGCGAUCAACUCUCUUCGGUGACCCACGCUGAAGACUUGGCAACGAUGAUCGCCGCCGCGAUCGGCAAUGACGGCGCCGCGGGUGAAAUUUUCAACUGCGUCAUGCCGAAGGCUGUCACGCUCAACGGGAUGGUUGAGCUCUGCGCCGCCGCCGCGGGCGUCGAGGCGAAAAUCAUCAACUACGAUCCGAAGGAUGUUCCGGACGUCGAAGUUAAAAAGGCGUUCCCAUUUCGCCCGAUUCAUUUCUACUCCUCCAGCGCCAAGGCGCAAAAGGUUCUCGGCUGGUCGCCGAAGCAUCCGGAUCUCGGCGCCGAGCUCAAGGAGCGAUUCGCCUACUACAAGUCCACCGGUCGCGACGCGAAGGAGAUGGCGUUCGAAGUCGACGACAAGAUAUUGGCCGCGCUCGGCAAGUAA
Messenger RNA from Ostreococcus tauri, 1119 nucleotides. Its product is annotated as NAD(P)-binding domain. Bases 1 to 1119 code for a protein of 372 amino acids. The record is from RefSeq and is a predicted model, not a curated record. Gene Ontology annotation, molecular function: RNA binding. The transcript has 2 exons. NCBI's taxonomy places the organism in Eukaryota, Viridiplantae, Chlorophyta, Mamiellophyceae, Mamiellales, Bathycoccaceae. Gene Ontology annotation, biological process: rRNA processing. Gene Ontology annotation, cellular component: cytosol.